Messenger RNA from Pyrus x bretschneideri (Chinese white pear), 421 nucleotides. RefSeq lists its product as uncharacterized. Lineage: Eukaryota; Viridiplantae; Streptophyta; Magnoliopsida; Rosales; Rosaceae. The record is from RefSeq and is a predicted model, not a curated record. The coding region runs from base 185 to 421 and encodes 78 amino acids. The transcript has 3 exons.
UUAUUCUCACUUUGAUACGGGGCUGUAAUUUUCGAGGCAUUAUAUGGAACUGUUCAGUUGGAGCAUGCCAAAUGUUUAGUUUCAUAGUCACUUAAUUUUUCAUUUAGUAUCACUCAAGAAUCCAUCUGAAUAUAACAGUUCUCUUCCUUGUUCACGUCAUGUUUAGUUUCUUGUGGUACUCUCAAUGGCCCGGUCACGGAAUGCAGUUGUUGCUACUGGUUUGGUGAUAUUUGCAGCUGCAGGUUUGACAUUUCCGUUUUACAUGGAGUCAUCGCCAAAGCCUGUCAUUGACCCAUCAAAGCCGCUAUCACCCCAGAUGGCAACUUUUCGAGGGCCUUAUAGCAACUCUAGCGUUUGCUCUUAUAUAAACACUGGCUCUCGUGACGUUGGACCUGACUAUCAGACCUACUCGAAAAAGUGA